AUGUCGAGCAACCCCCCACCCCUUCAGCGACCCGCCGCUGCCCGCCCCGUCCGCAGCGCAGGACCGACGAUAGCGAGCACUUCUUCCUCCACCGGCAACGGCAGCGGCAACGGCAACGGCAACGUACGACGCAACCUCUUCCAGUCGCAGCUGACACGCCGACCGACGCCGACGUCCUCGAAUUCCGGCGAGACGCUGAGGCUCGAUGUCGACGUCCUGGACUCGGAGGCCUCAGAGAUUGUGAUUCGGGACAAGAACGGCGAGUUCGAAGUCGGCGACCCACCCACGCCGCCGAUGGAUGAGGGUUCGGAAGCGGGCGCAGUUGACGAGGAUGGAGAACAUGAGCGAGAGCGACGUAAGCUUGCCGAGAUCGUAAGGCAUCACCAGAAGAGCCCUGCGCAGCCCGAAGAAAUUCUUGAAGCCUUGAGGGCCAGCAUGCGAGCACAGGUCACAGCCCUUGCUGACGACAAUUGGAUGUACGAGCCAGAAGACCAGCCGCGGCCGCAAUGA
Molecule: messenger RNA, 510 nt
Organism: Truncatella angustata
Lineage: Eukaryota; Fungi; Ascomycota; Sordariomycetes; Amphisphaeriales; Sporocadaceae
Exons: 3
Coding region: 1-510 (169 amino acids)
Source: RefSeq, a predicted model, not a curated record